Messenger RNA from Drosophila virilis, 5363 nucleotides. Its product is annotated as neurofilament heavy polypeptide. NCBI's taxonomy places the organism in Eukaryota, Metazoa, Arthropoda, Insecta, Diptera, Drosophilidae. The record is from RefSeq and is a predicted model, not a curated record.
CGAAAACAAAAAUAGGUCAACAACAGAGCAAUCAAAAUAAAAACGCGCGGGCGUUGUCGUUCCACAAAUCGGUCGCUAAUAAUCAUCAUAAUACGCAAAUAUUGCCUGACGCCAUCAUAAAGCAUAAGGCUGAGUCAGCCAUGUUGUCAAAAGCAAUUGUGAAUGGAUUUCCGCUGCCGGAAAUGCCAAUUGAUGAGCAACGAUUUCCGCAACAGAGGGCGCUGCUGUGCCACAGGCCACAGCCGCAAGCCCAAUGGCAGGUGCAGGUACAGCAUCAACAACAAGCGAGAUUUGCAAAGGCUGCGCCUGGAAAAUUUCCGCUGUGGCAUAUAGAUUCCGCACAUGCCACACCACAAUUUCCAGUGCAGCAGCAGCAGCAGCAAUAUGCAGCAGAUAUGCCGAACAGGAAUAAUACCCUAGCCAAUAUACCCAAACGAUUUCCCGGGCAAGUGAUUCACUUGCACAGAUUUCCUCUGCUAUGCCAAUUAACCAGGAGGAAUUUCAAUUAUGCAGCUCAAUCAAUAGGCACGUUGCCGGUGAGCAGACCAACCGUGUCUACGUCAAGGUCGACGAUGCUUAACGUAUUUCCCACAAUUAAAAAACAAUUUGUUAGCUUUACCAAUAAUCAGUUUGGCUGUAAGGAGCCGCAAAAUGCCAAUGGAAAUGAAAACGAGGCAGCAGCAACAACAACGUUGCGAGCGGAUGUGGUGCCCACACCAACAACACGAGCGACAACAGCAACAACAACAACAACAACAAUGACGCAGACGAGCCACAAUAUGAGCACUAAAAUAGACAUGCCUUUGCCUGUUGAUGCUGUCAAUGAUAAUGAUGAUGAUGCUCAUCAUCAUGAUGAUGUUGAUGAUGAUGAUGUACGGAUGGCGGCAUUUGAUAAUGAACUCAACGCUCGCGAGCAAACAUUAAACUUGAACGUGGAAGCCGAAGGCGUUGUCGUUGUCGUUGGCGAGCUAAAGGAAAUUGAGCAGCAACAGGCGGAAAAUUUUAAUGACGCCUUCGGGUGGCGACAUGACAAUAACAACAACAACAACAACAACAACAACAAUAGCGAUGGCGACGCCAUGAAUAUGGCCAAAAAUAAACGCAAAGUAUGCGAGCAAAGCAACAAAUUAGAGGCGACGGCAACAACAGCUCAUAAUGAGCUAAAUAUGACUAAAGAGCGGCAGUCAAUAUGCUUGCCCACUGAGCAGAAUCAAACAAUGGCCGUGCCAAACGCCUCCAAUCGACAGCAGCGCCAGUCAGACGCGCGCGAAUCGUCGUCAGAGCAAGUGGAUGGUCAGCAUCAGACGCCAUACGUAAUCAUCCCAACCGUAAACGAGUCAGCAGCGUCUAUAGAAUCCUUCAAGAGUGCGCUGCGCGUGUUGCUAGACGAGGGCCAGAAUCGUGCGUCGCGUUUGGAUCUCGAUUUGGUGGAUCUAUUGGUGCAGCUGAUUGAGCAGUUGAUUGUUGCGCCCACGAGAAGCACGGGUAACCUUUGGAGCAGCGAGCAGCAGCCGUCGGUUGAGCAGGUGGUCGGUGAAUGUGCGGACAUGACUCUGACCAAAGCGGUUGACGACAGUGAAACAACAGCCACAGCUGCUGACAUUUUUAGCGAGCAAAUCGAGCAGCCGCCAGCGGAGCUGGAUGAGAACAACAGCAACAACAGCAGCAGCAGCAACAGCAACAACAACGGCAACCAAGGAGGCGAGAUGAAGUAUGAGCUACUGAAGAGCACAGCUCGCCUGCCAGAAACUCCAUCGAGUCGUCUGUCCAGCACAGCAACAGUUGCUCCCGUCGUCGGGCUAACGAGUCGUAUACGUGAUGUGGCUGGAGCUGUGCCCACAGCAGCCACAUCGCGUCCGCUGCUGGGCGAUAUUAAGCGCAGCUCCACAUCACGUGACGACAUCUCAAUCGAUGUGGACUCUCUGCUGCCGGAGCGCACGCGUUUGCGACGCCAGCGACGCAUGCGCUCUCAGGAGUCGGUCGAGGAGAAGCCGGAGGAUGUAAUCGAGCGCCUGAACAAGCUGAAGGCGCGCAUUACGGGCGCUCUCAGCGAGGUCAAGGGCGUGCUUAAGCAGUACAGCACGGAGAGCGAAGCGGAGGCAGCCGGCGAGAAGUGGCUCGGACCGCCAGCGACAACGUCAGCGGCGGCGGCGGCGGCGACGGCAGAUACAGGUGCGGCGGCGGCGAUGGCAGAGACAGGUGCGGCGGCAGCGGAGUCGGUGCCAGUGCAAUUUCGUUUUAUAAAGAAAGUUCGCAGGCGCAGCUACUUUAACGAAGCAGACGAGGACAAGGAGCGGGAGCAGUUGCAAGCAAAUGAUGCAACUGCAAGCAAAGCGAUUGAGCAGCAGGCACAGGCCAAAGAAGAAACUGAUGCGGUCCUGGAGGAACUAAAAAAGCCAGCAGACGUAACUUCAGAGAGCAAAGCUAAUGAAAAACAGCAGCAGGAGCAGCAAAUAACAGCUGCCAGUGCAGAAAAUGCAAAAAUACAAGCCAAAUUGGAGUUCCUGGCAAAGGUGCAAAACGAACUCAAGUCAAAGCCAAAGGAAAAAGAGCCUGUCAAGGAGGCAGCCACCGCAGCAACAUCAGCCAAGGAGCAGCACAAGGAAGCAGCUACAACAGCAACAGCAAACCAGGAGCAGGCCCAGGAGAAGUCUAGCGAGGCAGCCACAGACGCAACAGACAUUCGAGAGCAAGCCAAGAAAGCAACAGCAAAAGUGGAGCAGCAACAAGAGACAGAAACAACAGCAACAGCUGUCGAAAUGCAGCCCAAGGAAGCGGAAGCAAUGGCCACGCCUGCUGCAUCAGUCAAAGAGCAGCUGCAGCAGCAGCCUGUGGAGGGCGUGGAGGCAAGCUCCACAACAGCAGCAGCACUGCCCGCAGAGUCGGCCACGCAGCCGGCAGAGACGUCCAAGAGCGCAACUAAAAAGAAAAUAAUUGUAAGGGUGAGGAAUCCACGUCGUGCAUCGAUUGCGGCCGUGGAGCCAUCCAAGAUUAAGCCGGAGCCCGUGCAGCUCGAUGCACUGAUACAAAGGCGACCCUCCGAUUCGGAAGCGAUUGUCAAGCGCAAGAAGAAGCAGAGAUUAAUGAGCAGCGCAACAGCAGCAGCAGCAGCAACAGCAACAGCAACAACUUCCGGCAGCAAUCAGAGCUCGGCGACUGCAGCUCGGCCACAACUGCAACAGGCGACAACGACAACAAAUGAACAACUUGUAACUGCAGAGGUCAACAACAACAGCCAUGCAGACACUGCCAAAAGCGCAACGAAGCCAACUGCCAAAAGCGGCGAUACGCUGCCAGGAGCAGGGGCGACAGCAGCAAUCGAGGCGACAGCAGCAGCAGCAAUAUCGCAAGCGGCGCCAAAACAAUUGCCAAUCGAUGGCUGCGACAGCAAUCGAGCAACAGACAUCGAGCAAAGCAGACGGAACAGCCUCAAACUAGCCGAAUUGGUGGGUGAAACGGUGCUGGUGGUGCCAGCAGCAACAGCAGCAACAGCAGCAGAAGCAACAUCAACAAUAACAGCAGCAACAGAAGCAGGAGCUACAUCAACAGCAGCAACAGUUGCAAGUGCAAUCCAGAGCCAGUGCAAGGAACCCAUUAAUCGGUCGUCAAUUAGCCUGCCCCAACAGGUGGUUGUUGGCGUUGACAUUGAAGACGCCCCCGUUGAUGUUGCAGUCGCCGCGACGCCACAAAUAGCAGCGACAUUGAGCGAAGUGUCGCACGAAGAGUCAUCGCCACAGCAACAACAACAACAACAACAACAACAACAACAAGAGCAGCAACAACAACAAGAGCAACAACCGCCGAUAGUCGCUGCUACAAAAGACAACGCACAAGCGCAGCCCAGCAACAGUCUAGCCGCCAUGCCGGAGCUGAAAGUAGUUGCGGGUCCCGUGCAGCCCGUCAAGAUUGAGACGGUUGAGCAGCGGCACGAUGAAGCCGAUUUGGUGGUGGCCAAAAAGCGACCGCCGCAUCUCAAGAAACUGGUACGCAAGAGUUCCAUAGACAAGGGCAAGGAGAAGCUGACCCAGUCGACCGAUUCGGUCAAGCUGAACAACAUACUCAAGGAUAAGAACAAGAUCGGGGAUCUGGCGCAUCGUCUCAACAAGCAAACGCCGCCCAAGAAACAGAGCAAGCCAACCAAGGAGCAAGCGGAAGCAGCCACAGCCACAGAGCAGCAGCAGCAGGAAAAUGCGCAAGUUCCAGCAAUCACAAAUGAAGCGCAACUCGAGCUGCCGCUUGAAUCGGAAACGGAAGCAGACAAGGAGGCAGCGGAAGCUGCCACAGCGCCAGCAGCUAAAAAGCCGCGUCAGAUCAAGAAGAAGGUGAUCAUCAAGCGACAAAAGCGACGACUCUCCAUUGGCGACACAUUCUUCAUGCAGCAGGAGCCGGAGCCGGAGCCCAAGCUGGACGAGAUUGAGACCAUCGAGAAGGCCAUUGCCUAUGUGACCGAUGAUGAGGCGGACGACGAGCCGGAGCCGCUGGAAACGGAGCCACCGAAGCCGCUGAAAUCCUGCCUGCAUGUGCGCGAAUAUAAAAUAGGCGACUUGGUGCUCUAUGCUGAACGCUAUCGCAAGACCCAGGUGCGCUGGAAGCGUGGACGCAUCCUGGAGCGCAUCACCAGCAUUUCGUAUAAGCUCGACAUCGAGGGCAAAGAGGUGCCCGCCCACAUAAGCUACAUCAAGAAGUACACGGGACGCAAGGUGAAAUUUGUGGGCAAAGAGUAUCUGGACAUUGACUACGAGCAGGUCGUGGAGGAGGAGCGACGAGCGCGCAGCUACAGCAUCUGGAAUAUGGUCUAAUCCAUAUAAUCACGCCCAAAUUGGAGCAGCAGUAAAUCUGUGUAAGUGUGUGUCCUCCGGAUUGUGUUCGUCGCCCCUUAACCCCCCAAGAGUUUUGAGUGGAAUUAGAAAAAUGUUCGUUGUUCAUACAACAAUGGAAUUUUUUUAAGGAUCUCAGGCAUGACAUUCAGUUAACUUAUAGUGUUUGUCUCUAGCUAGUUUAAUAGCCUGUAAAUAUAUGUAUAUGUAUGUAUUUGUUAGUUUAGCUCUAUAUAUCCUAGUGUUAGUUCUAAUUUUGUAUGUACGUAAAUUAUUCCAAGGAUUCAGCGACUCGUUCUACUGUUAUUGCUCGCUGCAAAGUAACGAGUGGCGAGUAACGAAUAACGAGUAACGAGUAGCGAGUAGCGAGCGUGUCGCUCAAAAGUAACGAAUUUGUUAUAAAAUUUCACGUUGCCUUUCGUUUAAAAGUUUAGUUUACCAUUUAAGCAAAAAACCAAAAGAUAUAAAAUUAUUAAAAAAAAAAAUACAAACAAAAACAAACAAUGAAAUCAAAUGUUAAAUAAAGAGAACCAAAUAUUUCAACUA